Oryctolagus cuniculus (rabbit) is the source of this 3868-nucleotide messenger RNA. It is a transcript of the gene CAMK2B, whose product is annotated as calcium/calmodulin dependent protein kinase II beta. Gene Ontology annotation, molecular function: calcium/calmodulin-dependent protein kinase activity; calmodulin binding; ATP binding. The record is from RefSeq and is a predicted model, not a curated record. Gene Ontology annotation, biological process: protein phosphorylation. Lineage: Eukaryota; Metazoa; Chordata; Mammalia; Lagomorpha; Leporidae.
GGCCCCCGCCCGGCGCCGCGAGCCGAGGUGUCUCCGCGCCCGCGCCCGUGUCGCCGCCGUGCCCGCGAGCGGGAGCCGGAGUCGCCGCCGCCGAGCGCAGCCGAGCGCACGCCGUUCCCGUCCGCCGCCGCCAUGGCCACCACGGUGACCUGCACUCGCUUCACCGACGAGUAUCAGCUCUACGAGGAUAUUGGCAAGGGGGCUUUCUCUGUGGUCCGACGCUGCGUCAAGCUCUGCACUGGCCAUGAGUACGCGGCCAAGAUCAUCAACACCAAGAAGCUGUCGGCCAGAGAUCACCAGAAGCUGGAGAGAGAGGCAAGGAUCUGCCGCCUUUUGAAGCAUUCCAACAUUGUGCGUCUCCACGACAGCAUCUCCGAGGAGGGCUUCCACUACCUGGUCUUCGAUCUGGUCACUGGUGGGGAGCUCUUUGAAGACAUUGUGGCGAGAGAGUACUACAGCGAGGCUGAUGCCAGUCACUGCAUUCAGCAGAUCCUGGAGGCUGUGCUGCACUGUCACCAAAUGGGGGUCGUCCACAGAGACCUCAAGCCCGAGAACCUGCUCCUGGCCAGCAAGUGCAAAGGGGCCGCCGUGAAGCUGGCCGACUUCGGCCUGGCCAUCGAAGUGCAGGGGGACCAGCAGGCGUGGUUUGGGUUUGCGGGCACGCCUGGCUACCUGUCCCCUGAGGUCCUUCGCAAGGAGGCAUACGGCAAGCCCGUGGACAUCUGGGCAUGUGGUGUCAUCUUGUACAUUCUGCUCGUGGGCUACCCGCCCUUCUGGGACGAGGACCAGCACAAGCUGUACCAGCAGAUCAAGGCCGGGGCCUACGACUUCCCAUCCCCCGAGUGGGACACCGUCACUCCCGAAGCCAAAAACCUCAUCAACCAGAUGCUGACCAUCAACCCUGCCAAGCGCAUCACGGCCCACGAGGCCCUGAAGCACCCGUGGGUCUGCCAACGCUCCACGGUGGCCUCCAUGAUGCACCGGCAGGAGACCGUGGAGUGCCUGAAGAAGUUCAACGCCCGCAGGAAGCUCAAGGGAGCCAUCCUCACCACCAUGCUGGCCACGCGGAAUUUCUCAGUGGGCAGACAGACCACCGCUCCGGCCACAAUGUCCACCGCGGCCUCCGGCACCACCAUGGGGCUGGUGGAACAAGCCAAGAGUCUACUCAACAAGAAGGCAGAUGGGGUCAAGCCCCAGACGAACAGCACCAAAAACAGCGCGGCCAUCACCAGCCCCAAAGGGACACUCCCUCCCGCCGCCCUGGAGCCUCAAACCACCGUUAUCCAUAACCCAGUGGACGGGAUUAAGGAGUCUUCCGACAGCACGAACACCACCAUAGAGGAUGAGGACGCCAAAGCCCCCAGGAUCUCUGACAUCCUGAACUCGGUGAGGAGGGGCUCGGGGACCCCCGAAGCCGAGGGCCCCCUGUCAGCGGGGCCCCCUCCCUGCCCGUCUCCGGUGCUCCUAGGCCCCCUGCCCGCCCCGUCCCCCAGGAUCUCUGACAUCCUGAACUCGGUGAGGAGGGGCUCGGGGACCCCCGAAGCUGAGGGCCCCCCACCUGUGGGGCCCUUGCCCUGCCCGUCUCCGACUCUCCCCGGCCCCCUGCCCGCCCCGUCCCGGAAGCAGGAGAUCAUCAAGACCACAGAGCAGCUCAUCGAAGCCGUCAACAACGGGGACUUCGAGGCCUACGUGAAGAUCUGCGACCCAGGCUUGACCUCGUUCGAGCCCGAAGCGCUGGGCAACCUGGUGGAAGGGAUGGACUUCCACAGGUUCUACUUCGAGAACCUGCUGGCCAAGAACAGCAAGCCCAUCCACACCACCAUCCUGAACCCGCACGUGCACGUGAUCGGCGAGGACGCGGCCUGCAUCGCCUACAUCCGCCUCACGCAGUACAUCGACGGGCAGGGCCGGCCGCGCACCAGCCAGUCGGAGGAGACGCGCGUGUGGCACCGCCGCGACGGCAAGUGGCAGAACGUGCAUUUCCACUGCUCGGGCGCGCCCGUGGCCCCGCUGCAGUGAGAGCCACGCCUGGUGUCGCCGGACAGUUGGUGUGGGAGCCCGGCCGCCCUCGGCACGGCCUGCCUGUCGCAUGUUUGUGUCUGCCUCGUCCCCUCCCCUGGUGCCUGUGUCUGCAGAAAAACAAGACCAGAUGUGAUUCGUUCUCAAAAGUGAGAUGACGACCGUGACAACCACAAAAAAAAAAAAAAAAUUAAAAAAAAAAAACGACAUCGGAUGAAAAAUGGAAACAAAAACUCAAGAAAGGAAAACGCUGUAAAAACCACUGGUGUUUGCGGGCCACGCCUGCCCAGCUCCAUGAGUGUCUGUGGCGCCCCCUUGGCCCUGGGGGUCCGCGGUCGGGAUGUGGCCCGUGGGCCCCCGCGUGGACGGUGUGAGCUUGUGCGUGCGCUCCCGCGCUGCUCCCGGCAAGCAUGGCCCCGUGGGCGGGCCUCGGAGGGCUGUGUCCGCGGGCUGCUGCCUUCCCGCUAGUGGUGCCUGAAGCCGCUGUCUGCUUUCUCUCUGCUCCCCCCAUCCCGUGAAGGGCUGGGUGAAGGCUUGCUGGGCCCGGAGCCCCCUGUCCGUGGACGGCCCUCGCUUCUGGACCAGCCUCCAGGCCAUCAGAGAGGCCUGGCCUGGGCUCCAGCCCGGGGUCUCCCGGGGAGGGAGGUGCAGGACUUCCCUCGGCUCCAGGCCUUGCUCUCGGCAGGCUGACCGAGGACCCGCUGGCUGCAGCUGGCCUCUGUCCCAUGGGGUGCCUGUCCCUUUCCUGCCACCCCGCAGCCCUCCUCCGAGUGUCAGCAGAUGGCAAAGGGCUGUGGGUCUCAAGUCCCCGACACAUGCUGGGAGGUCUGGGCUGUCCCCCUGCAGAGGGUGGCUGGACGGCUCACAGCUUGGGUAGGUGACGCAGCGAGUGGCAGUGGUCAGAGCAGGGCUGGGGGCUCCCGGGCCGGGCCAGGCGAGGGUCUGGGCAGGUGUCUGCUGCAGUGGGGCACUCGCGUUGGGGCAGAGAACAGUGACGUCCACAGGGGGCGCCAGCAAGGGCGAGGACUGGCAGGUGCAGAUGUGUGAGGGCCCUUCCAGGUGGCUGUGAUGAGGCCACGGAGUGGGGACAGAGACCCUGGGUGCUAGCCCAGAACAUCUACAGGUGAAGGGGAGGGUCUGCGGGGCCCAUAGUGCUGCUUCGGGGGGCCGUCCUUGUACCUCCCGGCCCCUCCAGAGUGGGGCCAGAGAGGGCCCGAGGGGACGCAGGUGGUCAGGAGCCCUGACUGCGGAGGAUCAGUGGCCUCUGUCCCAAUGCCUGGCCACCUGAAACUUCUGUUUUCAACAAGUAUUUUCUUUAUCUUUCCCACAAGUCAAGCCAAGGGAGGGCCUCGGAGUGGGGAAUGGGACACAGGACCCUCAGUUCCAAGGGGAGUGUCCACCCAGACACAGUGGACGGCACCUCCUGUCCACGCUGUGCCCGGACAGCCGCCCCAUCCAAGGACACAGGGUAACAUCUGCCAGGCUCACUCCAGUGGCUUCCUGGCCACGGACAGCGUGUGGCCCCGCGGCUGGCCACCCUGGCAUCCUGGGGCCUCCUCCCCUCCUCUCCCACCCACCUGUUUCUCCACGGAGCUGCCUGUCUGGGAUAAUUUGGAGAUUUUUUUCUGGGGGAUAAUUCUUUUGCAUGACCCUUAAAGAGCAACCCACACGCACUCUGCUAGCGAGGUGUCCGCGGUGUGGUGGCGUCGGCCGCCCACAGUGCUGGCCGUCUCCCUCUUUUUGCUGGGUUUCAUUGUCUUUUCUUUCUGAGCCUUGUAAGUGUACAAAGAUUAUUCUUAUUUUGUUCUGUCUCGGGAAACUGCAAAUAAAAGAAAAACAGGACAAGCUG